Molecule: messenger RNA, 1506 nt
Organism: Capsella rubella
Lineage: Eukaryota; Viridiplantae; Streptophyta; Magnoliopsida; Brassicales; Brassicaceae
Product: cytochrome P450 90A1
Exons: 10
Coding region: 1-1446 (481 amino acids)
Biological process (GO): multicellular organism development; sterol metabolic process; brassinosteroid homeostasis
Molecular function (GO): oxidoreductase activity, acting on paired donors, with incorporation or reduction of molecular oxygen; iron ion binding; heme binding
Source: RefSeq, a predicted model, not a curated record
AUGGAACCAUAUCUUUGCCUUUGUCUUUUCCUCUGCGCUGCGAUACUUACACUUGGAAAAAUAAUCAAAAUAAUUAUCCAAGAUCGAAAGAAAUCAACGGCCGACGUUCCUCCGGGAAGCCAUGGUUUUCCGGUGAUCGGAGAAACACUUCAGUUCAUGCUCUCUGUUAACAGCGGCAAAGGUUUCUACGAAUUCGUUCAUAGUCGCCGCAUCAGGUACGGAAGUUGCUUUAAGACAAGUUUGUUCGGAGAGACGCACGUGUUCCUGUCGACGAUGGAGUCAGCUCGGGCUGUCCUGAACAACGAGUCAGGGAUGUUCACGAAACGGUACAUAAAGUCCAUAGGUGAGCUUGUAGGUGAACGGAGCCUUCUCUGUGCUCCUCAACACCAUCACAAGAUUCUCCGUAGCCGUUUGAUCAAUUUGUUCUCCAAAAGAUCGACGGCUCUGAUGGUUAGUCACUUUGAUGAACUCGUCGUGGACGCUCUUAGUGGAUGGGAACACCGUGGUACGGUGAUCUUGCUCACAGAUUUGCUCCAGAUAACAUUCAAAGCAAUGUGUAAGAUGUUAAUAAGUCUAGAAGACGCAGAAGAAUUGGGUUCCAUGCAAAGAGAUGUGGGCUUUGUUUGUGAAGCCAUGCUAGCUUUUCCACUCAAUCUACCUUGGACUAGAUUCCACAAAGGCAUCAUGGCAAGAGGAAGAGUUAUGGAGGUGUUAGAAAACAUAAUUAGAGAACGGAGAAAUGAAACAAAUAGUCAAAACAAUCAUCAUGAAGAUUUUUUGCAGCAGCUUCUCGCAGUAGAUGACGACACUUCUUCAUCGUCUCCUAAGUUGACUGAUGCUGAGAUUAAAGACAAUAUUCUCACCAUGAUCAUUGCAGGACAGGACACGACGGCUAGUGCUCUAACAUGGAUGGUCAAGUACCUCGGUGAAAAUCAGAAGGUUUUGGAUAUUCUUAUUGAUGAGCAAUCUAAGAUUGGGAAGAAGGCAUCAGAUAAACCAUUUCUUGAACUUGAAGAUCUCAGUGAAAUGCCAUAUGCCUCAAAGUUGGUGAAAGAAUCUCUGAGAAUGGCGUCUGUUGUGCCUUGGUUCCCAAGAGUAGUACUUCAAGACUGUGAAAUGGAAGGAUAUAAGAUUAAAAAAGGAUGGAAUAUAAAUAUUGACGCAAGAUCCAUUCAUCUUGAUCCUAAUGUAUAUGAUAAACCUCACAAGUUCAACCCUUUAAGGUUUGAGGAGGAAGCAAAAGGAAACAGUUUCUUAGCAUUUGGGAUGGGAGGGAGAACAUGUCUUGGACUUGUUAUGGCCAAGGCCAUGAUGUUAGUGUUUCUCCACCGUUUUAUAACAACUUACAGAUGGGAGGUGGUAGAUGAAGAUUCAAGCAUCGAUAAGUGGACAUUGUUUGCAAGAUUAAAGAGUGGUUAUCCAAUUCGCGUGUCACGAAGAUUAUAAGUUUAUAUGUAUCAAAUUAGUUUUUACAUCUCAAUAAGUGUUCAUGCAUACGUGUUUCAU